AUGGGUGAUCGGGACCAUAUUCGCUGUAUAGUUGACGGAUGUAGGAACAUGGAGAAGGACACGGAUUUAACCUUUUACGUAAUACCGGCGAAUCCCGAAAGACGCGUCAAGUGGCUUAAAGCAAUCGGGAGGACCGAUUUGCUAGAUAACAUGUACAUAAGGCAGAUGGGGUACAGAGUGUGCUCUAUACACUUCGAAAAUUCUGACAUAUUCGAGGUCAGCAUAAAGCGGGUGUUGCAACAUGUGACGCCGUCUAAAUACCUCUCGAGCGAUUCGUACCCUCCGAACAACACUCGCACCGUUUCGACGCAAACCCUUGACGUCUAUGGCAAUGAGUGGGUCAACGUAAAGAAGGAGAAACAGGAUUACGACGAUCUCCCGGCGCUAACUGGCGGAAUAAAGAGGGAAAUAGAUGAUGAGCCGACAGCAUCAACGUCAGCUGAACCGGGGACAGGCGACCCUCAAGAGCAACAGGUGGCGGAGAAGAAGAUGAAGCUGUCUGAGUUUCCUCCAAAC
This is a messenger RNA of Iphiclides podalirius (scarce swallowtail), 516 nucleotides long. The record is from the annotation of a GenBank genome assembly. Lineage: Eukaryota; Metazoa; Arthropoda; Insecta; Lepidoptera; Papilionidae.